This is a messenger RNA of Toxotes jaculatrix (banded archerfish), 1242 nucleotides long. It is a transcript of the gene irx4b, whose product is annotated as iroquois homeobox 4b. The record is from RefSeq and is a predicted model, not a curated record. Bases 1 to 1242 code for a protein of 413 amino acids. NCBI's taxonomy places the organism in Eukaryota, Metazoa, Chordata, Actinopteri, Toxotidae. Gene Ontology annotation, biological process: neuron differentiation; regulation of transcription by RNA polymerase II; cell development. Gene Ontology annotation, molecular function: RNA polymerase II cis-regulatory region sequence-specific DNA binding; DNA-binding transcription factor activity, RNA polymerase II-specific. Gene Ontology annotation, cellular component: nucleus. The transcript has 6 exons.
AUGGCUUACUCUCAGCUGGGAUACUCCUACCCCACCGCUCCGCAGUUUCUGAUGACCUCCGGCUCUCUUGCCGGUUGUCUGGAACCUGGAACGCCUCCGUCUCACCCGGUGCUGCGCUCUCCGGGCCAUCAGCUCACUCCAGGCACCGGCAUCGGAGUUUACAGCGGCCCUUAUCCGAAGAGCCAAGGUUAUUACAACACUUGCACCAGCGAUGCCACCGCUCUCUAUUCCAGAGGACCACUAGAUCCCAAAGAGGGAGCUGCAUCUGUGCAUGUGGGGACAUCUCAGACUCCUGCCUACUAUCCCUACGAAUACACAUUUGGACAAUAUCCUUAUGACAGAUAUGGGUAUUCCUGCUCUGACAGUGCUUCACGUCGUAAAAAUGCCACCCGAGAGACCACCAGCACCCUGAAAGCUUGGCUGCAGGAGCACCAGAAGAACCCCUACCCCACAAAGGGAGAGAAGAUAAUGCUUGCUAUCAUCACCAGGAUGACUCUCACACAGGUAUCUACAUGGUUUGCCAAUGCACGCAGGAGGCUGAAAAAAGAGAACAAAGUGACGUGGUCACCGCGCACUUGUAAAAGCUCUGAUGAUCGAGGCUGUGAUGAUGACAGUGACGAAGCUGAGAAGCCACUUAAAAGUGACAAAGAGCUUCCUGAUCAGCAGUGUGCAGACCUGCAAAGCGAUCUUGAGGACUUCGAUCUGCUGGAGUCUGAUGCUUCUGAUUGUGAACCGAAGCCACAGUACCUACCUGAGGACAAUGAUACAAACCUAAACACAGAUCUCCCACACGGGCACCUCUCACACAACCCAGACCCAUUGCACGGAAAAGAGAGAUUAUCCCCGGACUGCCCCAAACCCACAUCAGUCCAACACCAAAACACCUCCUUCUAUCCUAAUCCAGACCUUCAGAGCACAGACACCAAGCCAAAAAUUUGGUCCAUCGCUCACACUGCUGUGUCUUUGGAUGCCAGCUUGCAGCCAGAAUACCCUCCCUGUAUGCUGUCAUCAACUGGGUCCUCCUCUCCUGCAUAUCCCUCUAGUAUGGGGCUCACUAAGGCAGACAGGCAACAGGAAUCACCAGUCACCACGCUCAGAGAAUGGGUGGAUGGCGUUUUCCAUGGUCCCCCUUUCCAACAGCCCAAACCAGCUGAGAUGUGGAAAGGCUUGAAUGAUGCCAUGAUGGACAGCAGAAUACCUGCACAAUCCUUUGAACUUGUUAGGUCUUCGUCAUCUUUGUAG